This is a messenger RNA of Striga asiatica, 1584 nucleotides long. The record is from the annotation of a GenBank genome assembly. NCBI's taxonomy places the organism in Eukaryota, Viridiplantae, Streptophyta, Magnoliopsida, Lamiales, Orobanchaceae.
GUUUGACAAAUUAUAUUCACAGUUGGAGGUUCGCGCGGUGCCGAUUUCUUCAGCAGCUGCCCUAGGGCCUAGACGAUCCUGAAAUAGCCAAAGCCCUCCUUUCAUCACUAAGUGUAACACCAAAACUCCGCCAUCGAAACCAAGAAGCUCGAGUAUUACAUAAUUGCUAACAGCAAAAGGAACUAGGACGUAAGAAUGAGCACCCAUACGGCGCCGUACCACCAGCCGACUACGCUGGAAGAAGUUCGUACCCUUUGGAUUGGGGAUUUACCUUACUGGGCCGACGAAAACUAUCUCCGCGGCUGGUUCUCGCACACUGGCGAGUCGACUGCUAGGCUGAAAAAGGCUGUACUGGGUUUGUUGCUGAUUACAUUAGGGUUCAUGGUGCUGUCAAUCAAAGUAAUUCGCAACAAACUAACAGGUCAGCCCGAAGGUUAUGGGUUUGUGGAAUUUACGUCACAUCAAGUGGCGGAAAGCAUUUUGCAGUCAUACAACGGAACACAAAUUCCUGGGACUGAACUAACUUUUAGGCUUAACUGGGCAUCAUCCGGGAUAGGAGAAAAGCGUGCUGAUGCCGGCCCCGAGCACUCCAUUUUCGUUGGGGACUUAGCUCCGGACGUUACUGAUUAUCUGUUGCAGGAAACUUUUCGAGUUAAUUAUCCAUCAGUUAGAGGGGCAAAAGUUGUGACUGAUCCCAACACUGGGCGUCCCAAGGGUUAUGGCUUUGUUAAAUUUGCAGACGAGAACGAAAGGAAUCGGGCAAUGGUCGAGAUGAACGGCAUGUAUUGUUCGACCAGGCCUAUGAGAAUUAGUGCGGCCGCACCCAAGAAAACAUCUGCCGGGGUCCACCCGCAGUUUGCAGCUGCUAAAGCUGCAAUAUAUCCACCUUCUGUAUACCCUACAGCAGCUCAGACGAUUCCAGUGGAUAACGAUAUAAAUAACACUACUGUCUUUAUUGGUAAUCUCGAUCCUAAUGUAAGCGAAGAAGAACUGAGGCAAAUAUUCGUGCAAUUUGGGGAUAUUAUCUACGUCAAAAUCGUGGCAGCAAAGGCCUGUGGCUUUGUGCAGUUUGCCGCCAGGACAUCUGCAGAAGAAGCUAUCCAGAGGAUGCAGGGUGCUGUGAUUGGGCAACAGGUUGUUCGUGUUUCUUGGGGAAGAACUCCAGCAGCAAAGCAGACAGAAGGGGCUCAUGAUGUGGCUGCCACAGCAGCUCAACCCAUGGAAAAUGUUGAGGAAGUCUAUGAUCGUUUGGCCACACCAAAUGUUGAAAAGUUAAAUGCUGCCUACACUGCUGUUCACGGACGUGCCAUACUGGGAAGGGUUUUAUGGCAGACCACCUCUUCUUAGAAGGGCUGUUUGCCAGAGAUUAUGCACUUAUUCAUGAUUUUGGAAGAUGCAUGUUGGGUGAGAGAGAACAAGUUAUAAGGGCGUGUAAGGCAAUCAAUAUUAGGUUGUACUAGAUAAUUUGCAAUUUUAAGGGCUUGAUUGUUUAUGAAUUAUUUCAUUCCCAUUUACUUCAUGUGAAAAAUCUAACUGAAUUUUAACUCAACCCUACUAUCUUUUAAUAUUAUUCAUAUAAUUAAA